Molecule: messenger RNA, 354 nt
Organism: Darwinula stevensoni
Lineage: Eukaryota; Metazoa; Arthropoda; Ostracoda; Podocopida; Darwinulidae
Source: the annotation of a GenBank genome assembly
AUGACUUUGGUGUUGGGUGAGUGGGACGACAUUCUUCAAGCGGGAGCUCCUUUCUCCAUCGCCUGGCACCUCCAAGCCUACCGGAAUUCCUCGCCGAGCAACAAUUAUCUCUCAAGAGGUACAAAGUUCAGGUGGGUUACAUCAAUGGUGAGACAACUUAAGACGCUUAGGAAGAUGACCUUGGUGGCUACCAGUUCCGCUUGCAGACAAGGCCUGGCACUAUGUCGUAGUGGGAGGCAGAACUUCCACACGUCCUAUAAGUCCAACUACUCCAAGGAACCGGAUCCAUAUGAAAGAUGUUAUGGCUGUUCCCAUGGAGACGCGUCGUCUGUGAUCAGUGAUCUGUCAUCUUAA